Messenger RNA from Clonostachys solani, 1254 nucleotides. NCBI's taxonomy places the organism in Eukaryota, Fungi, Ascomycota, Sordariomycetes, Hypocreales, Bionectriaceae. The record is from the annotation of a GenBank genome assembly.
AUGGCUCUCGUCAAUGUUCGCCGCGACGUCAGCGACGCCUUCUAUCGCUACAAGAUGGAGCGUCUCCAGACAAAGAUUGAAGGCAAAGGAAACGGUAUCAAGACCGUUGUUGUCAACUUGCCCAGCGUUGCCCAGUCUCUCGCUCGCCCUGGCGCCCAUGUCAUCAAAUACUUCGGUUUUGAGCUGGGUGCCCAGACCAAUAUGGACCCCAAGGAUGACCGAUGGAUCAUCAACGGUGCUCAUGACGCAGCCAAGCUUCAAGAUCAUCUCGAUGGCUUUAUUAACAAGUUCGUCCUCUGCAAAAAAUGUAAGAACCCAGAGACCGACGUUGUCAUCAAGGAUGGCCAUAUUCUCCUCGACUGCAAGGCUUGUGGUCAGCGCACCGAUGUUGAUCUUCGUCUCAAACUGAGCGGCUUCAUCCUCAAGAACCAGCCCAAGAAGGGCAAGAAGGACAAAGCCGAGCGCAAGGCGGCCCGCAAGGCCAAGCAGAAUGGAAACGCAAACAAGGAGAACGGUCACGCAAGUGGUGAAGAUGGCUCAGAGAAUGGCUCCAAUGAGAAUGGAGAUAAUGGUGAUGCUGGCUCUGACGAUGAGUUCCAGAAGAUGCAGGCUGAGGCACCUGAAGUCGACGUCGAGGCUGAGGUCAAGGACCAUGAGUGGUCUGUUGAUGUCAGUGAAGAGGCUGUCAAGGCUCGCCAGGCUCAGCUCCCAGGCGAGUUCAAGCAGAAGCUGAGCAUAGACGAUGAGGAGGGUGGUGGCAACACCAUCUACGAUGAACUUGGUGAUUGGAUCCAAGGACAAGCUGCAGAGAAGGGUGGCAUUGACAACGUUGAUUCUAUCAGCAUCUAUGUGAAGGCAAAGGAACUGGGAAUCGAGGCCAAGUCCCGCACCAUUUUGGUUUUCGCCCAGACUUUGUUUGACCAGAACAUCUGCUCCCAGAUUCCAAAGCGUGCCAGCAUGCUUAAGCAGGUCAUUACCUCGGACCGUCAUGAGAAGGCUUUGCUGGGUGGAACUGAGCGUCUCAUUGGGCAGCUUGGAGCCGAGCACCCUGGACUUUACGACCAAAUUGUCAAGAUCCUUCAGCUGUACUACCAUCACGACUUGGUCAGCGAGGAAGUUUGUAUGGCAUGGGGCUCUAAGGCGAGCAAGAAGUACACGGACAUUUCUAUUUCUAAGAAGGUUCGCAAGGCUGCUGCGCCAUUCCUUACCUGGCUCCAGGAGGCUGAUGAGGAAGAAUCUUCCGACGAGGAGUAA